GUUGGGCAUUGCAGUGCUCCAGGGCAGGUGCCUGGUCAGUCUUCUGAGAUGGCGUCUAUCAACCCGUGGACCUCCUGGAGUGUCCUUACAGACCAGUCUUGGGGCAUGACAGCUGUUGACCCAUGGGCCUCCUGGGCUCUGUAUCCUCAGAAUACUGCUUGGCACGUUGAGGGGAGCCCGGAGGAGGAGAGGAGGGCCACCAGGCUCCCAACAGCCCAGGUCCAGGAACCAGUGACCUUCAAGGAUGUGGCAGUGGACUUCACCCAAGAAGAGUGGGGGCAGCUGGACCUUGUUCAGAGGACCCUGUACCGUGACGUGAUGCUGGAGACCUAUGGGCAUCUGCUCUCUGUAGGUAAGGGAACCAGAUCACCAAGCCUGAAGUCAUUUCCCUCUUGGAGCAAGGAGAAGAGCCAUGGUCGAUGGAGCAAGCAUAUCCUCAAAGUACUUGUCCAGAAUGGAUGAGAAGUCUUGAAAACAAAGCAUUGAUCCCAACCCAGAACAUUUUUGAGGAGGAACAAUCCCAUGGCAUGAAAUUGGAAAGAUACAUAUGGGAUGAUCCUUGGUUCUCCAGGUUAGAAGUUUUGGGAUGUAAAGACCAAUUGGAAAUGUACCACAUGAACCAAAGUACGGCCAUGAGGCAAAUGGUCUUCAUGCAAAAGCAAGUGCUAUCUCAAAGAAGCUCUGAAUUCUGUGAACUUGGGGCAGAAUGUAGCCAGAACUUAAACCUUAUUCCAUCUCAGAGACUUUCUCAAAUAGAACAUUUCUAUAAACCUGAUAUACAUGCUGACAGGUGGAGAUGUAACUCAGCACUAAUGUAUGCAGAUAAAGUUACCUGUGAAAAUAAUGAUUAUGACAAAACCUUCUAUCAGUCCAUUCAGCCUGUUUACCCUGCAAGAAUGCAGACUGGAGAUAAUCUUUUCAAAUGUACUGAUGCUGUUCAAUCUUUUAAUCAUAUAAUACAUUUUGGUGAUCAUAAAGGAAUGCAUACAGGAGAAAAACUCUAUGAAUAUAAGGAAUGUCAUCAGAUAUUUAACCAGAGCCCAUCAUUUAAUGAUCAUCCAAGACUUCAUAUUGGAGAAAACCAGUAUGAUUACAAAGAAUAUGAGAAUAUCUUUUAUUUCUCAUCCUUUAUGGAACAUCAAAAAAUUGGUACUGUAGAGAAAGCAUAUAAAUACAAUGAAUGGGAGAAAGUCUUUGGGUAUGACUCGUUCCUUACUCAACAUGCAAGUGCUUAUACUGCAGAGAAACCCUACGAAUAUAAUGAAUGUGGGACAUCUUUCAUAUGGAGCUCUUACCUUAUUCAGCAUAAGAAAACUCAUACUGGAGAGAAACCCUAUGAAUGUGAUAAAUGUGGUAAAGUUUUUAGGAAUCGUUCAGCCCUUACUAAACAUGAACGGACUCACACUGGAAUAAAGCCCUAUGAAUGUAAUAAAUGUGGAAAAGCCUUUAGCUGGAAUUCUCAUCUUAUUGUACAUAAGAGAAUUCAUACAGGAGAAAAACCUUAUGUUUGUAAUGAGUGUGGGAAGUCUUUCAACUGGAAUUCACAUCUUAUUGGACACCAGAGAACUCAUACUGGAGAGAAACCUUUUGAAUGUACUGAAUGUGGGAAAUCAUUCAGCUGGAGCUCCCAUCUUAUUGCCCAUAUGAGAAUGCAUACUGGAGAGAAACCCUUUAAAUGUGAUGAAUGUGAAAAAGCUUUUAGGGAUUACUCAGCCCUUAGUAAACAUGAAAGAACUCACUCUGGAGCAAAACCAUAUAAAUGUACUGAAUGUGGAAAAUCUUUCAGCUGGAGCUCCCAUCUUAUUGCCCAUCAGAGAACUCACACGGGAGAGAAACCCUAUAACUGUCAGGAAUGUGGCAAAGCAUUCAGAGAACGCUCAGCACUCACUAAACAUGAAAUAAUUCAUUCUGGAAUUAAGCCCUAUGAAUGUAAUAAAUGUGGAAAAUCCUGUAGCCAGAUGGCUCACCUUGUUAGACAUCAAAGGACUCAUACUGGAGAAAAACCCUAUGAAUGCAAUAAAUGUGGAAAGUCCUUCAGUCAGAGCUGUCACCUAGUUGCUCAUCGGAGAAUUCACACUGGUGAGAAACCCUAUAAAUGUAAUCAAUGUGAAAGAUCCUUUAACUGUAGCUCUCACCUUAUUGCACAUCGGAGAACUCAUACUGGAGAGAAACCAUAUCGGUGUAAUGAAUGUGGGAAAGCAUUUAAUGAGAGUUCUUCCCUUAUUGUACACUUGAGAAACCAUACUGGUGAAAAGCCCUACAAAUGUAGUCAUUGUGAGAAAGCUUUCUGUAAGAAUUCUUCCCUUAUUAUUCAUCAGAGGAUGCAUAGUGGAGAGAAACGCUUUAUAUGCAACGAAUGUGGAAAAGCCUUUAGUGGGCACUCCGCCCUACUUCAACACCAGAGAAAUCACAAUGAAGAGAAACUGAAUUGAAUUGAUGUGAGGUUUUUCUUUUAUUGUACAUUUGAUAACUCAUUGAAAAAACUAGAAAUAUAAUCAAGAGGGGACACUUCAUUGGAAGUUCAAUAAGACUUCUAUUAUUUAAUAGAAAAUAUCUUCUUAGAAGAAACCCUAUAAAUGAAAAGAAUAGAGAAAAGCUUUCAGCAGUUAUGUAGCCCUUAUUCAAAAUCAGAUAAUUACAGUGAAGGAAACUCUAAACUCCACCAGGAAUCCAUACUUGAAGAACAUGACUGUGGGGAAUGAGGCAUCUUUUAGCAAGAGCUUUCACCUAUUUAUAGAUUUGUGUGAAUUUUUAAAGGAAAAACCUUAUGCGGAGAAAAGUGUCUUGACUGGAAAUAUACUGUUUGCAUCAAGCUAGAAUAUUAGAUGGAAAACUUUAACACUCUGUGUGUGAUUAUAGAAAUACAGAUUUUGCUAUUGUAAGAUUUUGCUAUUUCUAGGUGCCCUUUAAGAAAUAGAAUAUGAAAUACUAAAUCUGAAUUUAAGAAUAAAAUAGUAUUGAAUGGGGUAUUUACUGUUGAUCAAGAUUAACCUCUUUAGCAAAGAUCAGUAAAUGAAAUUACUAAUGGUGGAAAAGUUAUUGCCUAGAAGUAUGAGACUCAUGUUGUUGGACAAAAGGUAAUACUUAAUAACCCAGUGUGUCAGUGUCCAUUGUUUACUCAUUACUUCAUUGUUGGGCACUUAGUUUGUAAUUUUUUAGGUAAUCACUAUGAAUUAUAAUUAUGGACACCACUUCAAUAUAUGUAACGUGAAGGAAUAAAAAGGUCACAGGAUUGUAUAUACAUAUUUACCAUGUCCAAAAAACAUGUAUUUGGAUAAGAACCUGAGAAAUUAACUCAAUUAAUUUAAGAUUAAAAAAAGUUUUACAAAUACAUAUAGCACUUACAUUGUGCUAGGCUUUGUUUUAAAUGCUUUCCAAGUAUUAACAGUCCCCUUAACUCUAUUAGAUAAGUACUAUUAUUAUCCCAGUUUUACAAAUGGGGAAACUGAAGCAGAAAUGUUGAGGAACCUACCCAAGGACCGCAACUAGAAGGAGUGAAGCUGAGAUUAUUUGGCUUCAGAGUUUAUGUUUUUAACCACUGUGUUAUGCUGCCUCUCCAGUGAAUUUUUUUUUGUAUUUUUUUCCCUUUUGUUUGGUGUUUCUAUAGUUGAGAUUUGAUAAUAAAAAGAAAAUUCUAAACAAUGA
This is a messenger RNA of Carlito syrichta (Philippine tarsier), 3645 nucleotides long. It is a transcript of the gene ZNF606, whose product is annotated as zinc finger protein 606. Gene Ontology annotation, molecular function: RNA polymerase II cis-regulatory region sequence-specific DNA binding; DNA-binding transcription factor activity, RNA polymerase II-specific. NCBI's taxonomy places the organism in Eukaryota, Metazoa, Chordata, Mammalia, Primates, Tarsiidae. Gene Ontology annotation, biological process: regulation of transcription by RNA polymerase II. The transcript has 6 exons. Gene Ontology annotation, cellular component: nucleus. The record is from RefSeq and is a predicted model, not a curated record. Bases 420 to 2432 code for a protein of 670 amino acids.